CCAGCCACCCAACCCAUCCAGGCAACAGCCAUGGACCCUCUGGAGCAGGAAUACAAGUCUCCGUUUGACUUUGAGCAAGGGGUGAAUAGCAGCUACCUCUAUCUGUCUCCCAGCUUCAAUGUUACACCACCGGGCUCACCGCAAGUGACUGUCAGAGCCAGAGGUGCUGUGAGACCAGACUCUAUCCCAGAAAUAGGGGAGGAUGCAGUGACGUCAGUGACCGUGUCCCCUUCCAUCCCCACCCUGACAGAGGAGGAGCAGGAGGAGCUACGAGAGGAGCUGCUCAGGGUGGAGGAUGAGAUCUUGACUCUGUCUCAGGUGCUGGCAACUAAGGAGAACCAGUUGGCAGACAUCAAGAGGAAGCUGGGCAUCACUCCUCUCAACGAGCUCAAACAGAACCUCAGCAAGAGCUGGCAAGAGGUCACCACCUCUACAGCAUUGCAGUCUAUUUCCAAUUCCUUUGGGAACACGCCCACCUUCAAGUCGUUUGAGGAGAAAGUAGAGACUUUAAAGGUCAAGAUGAGCCCGGCGGCGUCUCAGGGUGACUUUGGCGACGUGUUGACCUCUACAGCAACCUCUGACCCGUCUGUUGUCGUGGAGAAACAGCCAGAGGCCACGCCCAUCGCCCUCCAGGAAGAACAUCUCCAGUGAGACCAGCCUGACCUUUCACCCCUGACCCCUAGCCAGAUUGACAUCCGCUGGAACUAUACUCUCUCUCACUCACACCUCCUCCCGUCUUCACCUCCUCUCGCUACAAACCCACACAACAGAUCCAACAACCAAAAUAAAUAAAUAAAAUGAUGAAAAUAUUGUUGUGACAACGUAACACUUAAGUUUGACUGUGUGUUUGUAUUAGAAUGGACGUGGUUUAGGAACCUGCACAAGGAGAAGACAAUACAUGGCACACAAAGGAUAGGAUGUGUCACAGCCAGGGGUGCUUUAUUCUGUGUAUGAAUAGCACAGAGCUCUUAUAUUUGCAUGUCUUUGAGUUGGAACAGGUAUUUUGGAGGGUACUUCAAUUUCCCAUUUUAUUCUUAAUCACUGUACUACUUUAAGAUUUGAUAACUAGAGAACGCAUGGUCCUCUUAACACCUGAAGUGAUGGGCUCGGUCUCAUACCAUUUAUUUGGUAACAUUACUCUCACCGAUAUCUUCAAACCGUGUCCAUCUCUGUCUGAAUAGCACUAGUAAUGUGGUGUCGAGCACAGCUGAGUAGAGUUAAUCCCAGAUCAGUGUUGCUCACACACUUCUCUCACAGUUUAACCACAGGGGGGGUGGUCUAAAUCUGACCUCCAUGCAGUUCAUAGUGCUCAACUCUGACAUUCGAGAGGGUGUGCCAAUGCAUUCAGAUCCGUGUGAAAUGGUGGUCACAGCAGCAGAUGCAUGGGUUCCUAUUAUGAUGUCAGCAGGCCUUAACUCUUCGUCCAGUCUAUAUCACUCACUGCCUCGCGUGGUGGGGCCAAAGUCAAUAUUGGACCACUUGUCUCAUUGGUAUCUGUGAGGGACUUGGCUAUUUUCUCUCUGCUUGGAAUGCUGAAACAGGAUAGUCACUGGAUGCUGUGUGCUUCUCUACUGUUGAAUGAUAUAUGAAUGGUAUUUUUCAAAGUAUAUCCAUAUAUAGUGUGAUAAUACAUUUUUGGCAUUUACAUUAUGUGAGGGGAUGGCUUCUGAUUAAAAAAUUCUGUAACCAA
Salvelinus sp. IW2-2015 is the source of this 1690-nucleotide messenger RNA. The record is from RefSeq and is a predicted model, not a curated record. NCBI's taxonomy places the organism in Eukaryota, Metazoa, Chordata, Actinopteri, Salmoniformes, Salmonidae.